AUGGGGCUGUUUGAUCGCGGUGUGCAGAUGCUGCUGACCACGGUGGGGGCUUUUGCAGCCUUCAGUCUAAUGACCAUUGCUGUAGGGACAGACUAUUGGCUUUACUCCAGAGGGGUUUGCAAAAGCAAGACGGUCAGUGAAAAUGAAACCAGCAAAAAGAACGAAGAAGUGAUGACACACUCGGGAUUAUGGAGAACCUGCUGCCUCGAAGGAAAUUUUAAAGGUUUAUGUAAACAGAUCGACCACUUCCCAGAAGAUACUGAUUACGAAGCAGAUGCUGCUGAAUACUUCUUACGUGCUGUGCGAGCAUCCAGUAUCUUCCCUAUUCUCAGCGUCAUCCUGCUCUUUAUGGGGGGGCUCUGCAUCGCGGCGAGUGAGUUCUACAAAACUCGGCACAACAUCAUUCUCAGUGCGGGCAUUUUCUUCGUCUCUGCAGGUGACAUGAUGGGAUUCAAUCUCAUGUUCAGGCUUCUCCAGUACACCCCCAGAAACAGAACUGCUUCAUCAGCAAAGCCCAGCUCUGGGUUAAAAACGUGGGCCUUGCAAGUAAAGCCACAGUUAAUUACCCCCUUUACCAUUCACACCAUCGUAGUAACGAUGGUGCUGGUGGUGAAGGUCACAGGUUUGAGCCACAGAAUGAUCCCAUUGAACAAAUGUGUCAUUGCGGCUGGCUUCAGUAACUCAUUGAUGUCGGAGAAACUGAUGACAGAUGUUGCCGGGAUGGGGGAGUUGAAAGUCGGAAAGAAACGAAAUAGAGCCAGUCCUGUCCCAAACCGUGAACUAAACAAAUAA
This is a messenger RNA of Rhincodon typus (whale shark), 792 nucleotides long. Its product is annotated as voltage-dependent calcium channel gamma-2 subunit-like. Lineage: Eukaryota; Metazoa; Chordata; Chondrichthyes; Orectolobiformes; Rhincodontidae. The coding region runs from base 1 to 792 and encodes 263 amino acids. The transcript is spliced from 6 exons. Gene Ontology annotation, molecular function: channel regulator activity; voltage-gated calcium channel activity. The record is from RefSeq and is a predicted model, not a curated record. Gene Ontology annotation, biological process: neurotransmitter receptor transport, postsynaptic endosome to lysosome; transmission of nerve impulse; positive regulation of synaptic transmission, glutamatergic. Gene Ontology annotation, cellular component: postsynaptic density membrane; AMPA glutamate receptor complex.